CGACCACACACUGUCUGGAAUUUAAUUGCAAAAAAAGAAUUUUUUUAUAAGUUUUUGUUGAGUUUUUGUGAAAUAUAAAGUGUGCACAGUUUAAGAAACAAAUAUUUCAAAGAAAUCUGUGAAAUCUUUUGGUACAUUCGUGUAUGUGUUAUCGGGAAGACGUUCCCAUCAUUUUUUCAGAACAAAUGAUUUUCUUGUUUGUUGUUUUUUUUUUUUCAGUCCACCGCCACCAAAAAGAAAAGACUGUCAACUCAGACGGAUGUACAAAAAAGAUUUUGUUUAAAACCUCGACAACUUUAGAGAUCAUAUAUUUGAUGGGGAAUUGGCGUUCCAGUUGCAAGAUGGAGAAAGACCAGCCAGGAAUGACGAAAUCGCGUGCGAAUUUGGACAGGCAGCUCGCUCUCCUCGCUUCCGAUCGAAACAAAGCGGAAAGCAGACACAAAAUGAAGCAGCUCGAUGGGGCAUCGUCGGACGAUAUCAAUCGGGGGCACGAAGUUUCAGAGGAUGAUCUUGAUCUCAAUGACAUUGAACAGGCCGAUCAGGAAUCAUUGGGGGCUCUCAAUCAGCAGCCUAAAGAUGCACCAGAAGGACUACAAAUUGGAGGCAUUGAGCAGGCCGAUCUGCCAUCAUUCGAGGCUCUUAAUCAGGGGCCCGAAGAUGCACCAGAAGAACCACAAAUUGGAUGCAUUGAGCAGGUCGAUUUGCCAUCAUUGGAGGCUCCCAAUCAGGAGCCUGAAGAUGCACCAGAAGGACCACAAAUGGGACACAUUGAACAGGCCAAUCAGGCACCACUGGAGGCUCUCAAUCAGGGGCCCGAAGAUGCACCAGAAGAACCACAAGUUGGAGGCAUUGAACAGGCCAAUCAGGCAUCAUUGGAGGCUCUCAAUCAGGGGCCCGAAGAUGCACCAGAAGAACCACAAAUUGGAUGCAUUGAGCAGGUCGAUUUGCCAUCAUUGGAGGCUUCCAAUCAGGAGCCUGAAGAUGCACCAGAAGGACCACAAAUGGGACACAUUGAACUGGCCAAUCAGGCAACUAUGGGGGCUCUCAAUCAGGAGCUUAAAGAUGCACCAGAUGAACCAGAAAGCGGAGACGUUGAACAGGCCAAUCAGGCAUCAUUGGGAGCUCUCAAUCAGGGGCCUGAAGAUGUACCAGAUGAACCACAAAUUGGAGACAUUGAACAGGCAUCAUUGGGGGGUCUCAAUCAGGGACCCGAAGAUGCACCAGAAGGACCACAAAUUGGAUGCAUUGAGCAGGUCGAUUUGCCAUCAUUGGAGGUUCCCAAUCAGGAGCCUGAAGAUGCACCAGAAGGACCACAAAUGGGACACAUUGAACUGGCCAAUCAGGCACCACUGGAGGCUCUCAAUCAGGGGCCCGAAGAUGCACCAGAAGAACCACAAAUUGGAUGCAUUGAGCAGGUUGAUCAGCCAUCAUGGGGGGCUCUCAAUCAGGGGCCCGAAGACGCACCAGAUGAACCAGAAAGCGGAGACAUUGAGCAGGCCAAUCAGGCACCACUGGAGGCUCUCAAUCAGGGGCCCGAAGAUGCACCAGAAGAACCACAAGUUGGAUGCAUUGAGCAGUUUGAUCAUCCAUCAUUGGGGGCUCUCAAUGAGGGGCCCGAAGAUGCACCAGAAGGACUACAAAUUGGAGGCAUUGAGCAGGCCGAUCAGCCAUCAUUGGAGGCUCUCAAUCAGGGGCCCGAAGAUGCACCACAGGAACGACAAGUUGGAGGCAUUGAGCAGGCCGAUCUGCCAUCAUUGGAUGCUCCCAAUCAGGAGCCUGAAGAUGCACCAGAAGGACCACAAAUGGGACACAUUGAACUGGCCAAUCAGGCAAAUAUGGGGGCUCUCAAUCAGGAGCUUAAAGAUGCACCAGAUGAACCAGAAAGCGGAGACGUUGAACAGGCCAAUCAGGCAUCAUUGGAAGCUCUCAAUCAGGGGCCUGAAGAUGUACCAGAUGAACCACAAAUUGGAGACAUUGAACAGGCAUCAUUGGGGGGUCUCAAUCAGGGACCCGAAGAUGCACCAGAAGGACCACAAAUUGGAUGCAUUGAGCAGGUCGAUUUGCCAUCAUUGGAGGUUCCCAAUCAGGAGCCUGAAGAUGCACCAGAAGGACCACAAAUGGGACACAUUGAACUGGCCAAUCAGGCACCACUGGAGGCUCUCAAUCAGGGGCCCGAAGAUGCACCAGAAGAACCACAAAUUGGAUGCAUUGAGCAGGUUGAUCAGCCAUCAUGGGGGGCUCUCAAUCAGGGGCCCGAAGAUGCACCAGAUGAACCAGAAAGCGGAGACAUUGAACAGGCCAAUCAGGCAUCAUUGGGGGCUCUCAAUCAGGGGCCCGAAGAUGCACCAGAAGAACGACAUGUUGGAGGCAUUGAGCAGUUUGAUCAGCCAUCAUUGGGGGCUCUCAAUCAGGGGCCCGAAGACGCACCAGAAGAACGACAUGUUGGAGGCAUUGAGCAGUUUGAUCAGUCAUCAUUGGGGGCUCUCAAUCAGGGGCCCGAAGAUGCACCAGAAGAAUCACAAGUUGGAUGCAUUGAGCAGGUCGAUUUGCCAUCAUUGGAGGCUCUCAAUGAAGGGUCCGAAGAUGCACCAGAAGGACUACAAAUUGGAGGCAUUGAGCAGGCCGAUCUGCCAUCAUUCGAGGCUCUUAAUCAGGGGCCCGAAGAUGCACCAGAUGAACCAGAAAGCGGAGACAUUGAACAGGCCAAUCAGGCAUCAUUGGGGGCUCUCAAUCAGGGGCCCGAAGAUGCACCAGAAGAACGACAUGUUGGAUGCAUUGAGCAGUUUGAUCAGCCAUCAUUGGGGGCUUCCAAUCGGGAGCCUGAAGAUGCACCAGAAGGACCACAAAUGGGACACAUUGAACAGGCCAAUCAGGCACCACUGGAGGCUCUCAAUCAGGGGCCCGAAGAUGCACCAGAAGAACCACAAGUUGGAUGCAUUGAGCAGGUCGAUUUGCCAUCAUUGGAGGCUCCCAAUCAGGAGCCUGAAGAUGCACCAGAAGGACCACAAAUGGGACACAUUGAACAGGCCAAUCAGGCACCACUGGGGGCUCUCAAUCAGGGGCCCGAAGAUGCACCAGAAGGACCACAAAUUGGAGGCAUUGAGCAGGCCGAUCUGCCAUCAUUCGAGGCUCCCAAUCAAGGGCAGCAAAAUGCACCAAAAGAACCAGAAAGCGGCGACACUCAGCAGCCAAAUCAGAAACCGCCAGGGGAUUCCAGUGGCCAGUGGCCCAAAGAUAUACAGGGAAGGCGUGAAUCCUCUGAUGGGUCGGGUUCUAAGGAUGCAAACCAGUGGCUCUAUAGACAGGCCGAAACCGAAUUGUGCGACAUUAAGCAGUACGGUGGGGAACAGGAGCAGGAGAAUGCUUCCUCAGCUAUAGGAAUAAAUGUGAAAGACAAAGCUAUUAGCGAUGAGAAUGCGGGGGAUGUGCCUCUGUUCGAAGAUCACAAGAAGAUGCCGGACGCUGCAUCCACAACAACAUCGGAGGAUCUCCAGGAUUUCAUAGAAGUGAUGAAUGAUGGGCCCGUGGAUUUGCCAUUAGAGGAUCUCAAUCAAUAUCAAUCCAUUGAAAAAAAACUAUCAGACGCAGAAGAAGGAGAAGUUUGUAACGAUUCGGAUGUGAAAAUACCAACCCAGGGUGUCCAGAAACCACAAGAAUACAGUGAUUGCGAAGAAGGAGAAGUUCUUACCGAUGACAAUGACGAUGAUGCUUCAUUCUACAAUUCCGGCAAAAAGGACAUCCGUCAUUCGACGCCGUUUCCCAAGGAAAACAACUAUCGGAUGUUUGAGAAGAAGCAGCUGCCAAUGCCGAAGCUCAAUGGUGCGAGCAAUUACUUGAUGGGACUACAAAAAAUGCCUCAUGCCUUCAUCCCUGGAAUGCAGCAGCCGGAUGCAGAUCCAUUCUACUCACAGGCCAAGUCACAUAUGAGGAUUGGUCCCCUGCUGCCGACACCAUUGUUCAUCAAGUCAUUGCCAUUCGACUUGACAGAGGCUCCCAAUCGGAAUGAGACGUAUACGCGCAAGACCACGGAAUUUGUUGGGGCACCGAUCUCGUGGCACAGCGAAGGAGGCGACCCCACGAAGGAGGCCGAGGGUUCGUCGUCCCUCACGAAUUCUGGAAAGAAAUCCAUCUCUAGAAGCUCAUCGCCACGCACUCGAAAGAGAACCCGCUCGCCGCCAAUCACAUUGAAGAGAUCCCGCUCCAGAUGCUUGUCCCCCAGCGUGUCUCCCCCUAGAUAUGGCUACAGCAAGCGCCGUCGUUGUCGCAAUCGUAGAACAUCUCGUCGCUCGCGUACCGGUUCCCCCAGUACCAGUUUCAGUCGCAGCUCAUCCCGUUCACCGAAGAGAAGUCCGCGUCGACGACCGAGACAACACUCAUCUUUUAGUCCUCGCAAAUCGCCCCAUCGGGCUGUAUCUCGGUAUCGAGGGAAUUCCAUACGGCGUCGGUCCCGCAGUCCUCCCAUACGUUGUCGCUCCCGCAGCCCUCCCAUACGUCGUCGCUCCCGCAGCCCUCCCAUUAGCCGUCGCUCCCGUAGUCCUUACGUGCGCCGUCGCUCGCCCAGUCCUUUGGCACGCCGUCGCUCCCGCAGUCCUCCCACACGCCGUCGUUCGCGACAUGCUUCUAAACAAUCCCGAGGCUUGGUCCGUCCACUGCCCAUGGCACGGCGAAAGCGAAAGAUCAGCACCUCAUCGAGCAACUCAUACAAUGCCUCAGAGGAUUCAGCAUCUUCGAGCGAUUCGAGCUUCAAGCGUGCUUUACGGCGUGCGAAGACACCUAAAAAAGGGCCGAAAACCCCACCAGAUUCCCCGCCACCCGAAGACCCAUCAAAGUCUCGAAAGAAGUUCUUACAAAACGAGCUUUUGCGUUUGAAUGAAAAAAUUGAGGCAGUGAAAAAGUUGCGACAAAUGAAGUUGAUGAAACUAACAUCUAAUUUAGAUCCCAGAUUCAAAAGCUAAAACCCAACGAAUAACCAAAGAUUUUUGUAGCUUAGGAACUAGAAUUGUAUCAAAGAAUAAAUCCAUAACGAUGCCUGGGAUGCAAGCCGU
Molecule: messenger RNA, 5045 nt
Organism: Drosophila pseudoobscura
Lineage: Eukaryota; Metazoa; Arthropoda; Insecta; Diptera; Drosophilidae
Product: mediator of RNA polymerase II transcription subunit 12-like
Exons: 4
Coding region: 144-4955 (1603 amino acids)
Molecular function (GO): mRNA binding
Source: RefSeq, a predicted model, not a curated record